Kwoniella botswanensis is the source of this 1122-nucleotide messenger RNA. RefSeq lists its product as uncharacterized. The transcript has 3 exons. Bases 1 to 1122 code for a protein of 373 amino acids. NCBI's taxonomy places the organism in Eukaryota, Fungi, Basidiomycota, Tremellomycetes, Tremellales, Cryptococcaceae. The record is from RefSeq and is a predicted model, not a curated record.
AUGCCAGGCAGAUUUCUACUCCGACGCGCGCAAUCUACCUUUCAUCUCGUCCACCAGUCCAAUGACAGUCCCAAGCUCAAAGACAAAUCAGAACUAUCUCAACCUACCAGAUCCUUGUCGGAUAGUUGUUUGGAUGGUAUACCCACGAUAGCAUGUACGACUGGACCGACAGUUCUGCGAAGCGUGAUCAAUCCCAGCUGGAAGCCCAAGAAAGAAAGAAAUGUGAAUCAUCUAAGAUGCAAUACACUCUCUGAGAGGAGGAGGUUAGUUGAAGUUGAAGAGGUGAUCCACGAGGAUUUGGAAAUUCCAUUCGAACUCGAUGAGAACCUACCCACCUGUUCUUCAUUCGCUUCACCCGCUCAUUCAUUAUUGACCACACCGACAUUUCCUGGUUCACCUACCGUCAGUGAUCCCCUCGACUUCGGAAGUUUCGACUCGGAGUGCGAUCACGAAGGAUGUAUCGAUCCAUCUUUAUGUUCAAUGUCUUAUGGGUCUUCAUUCAACCUUAACCCAGCUUCAAGCUCUCGCUCGUAUAUGAGUAAAGUCCAAUUCGCGAACUCGCCAAUAUACCAAUACCAAGAGGAAGAACAAUGUAGCUGGGCAUCAUCACCUAUCUUACCUUCGACACUCGCCUGCGGACGAAAAGGAAGUGACGACUCGACUUCUUCCCAAAAUACCGACUCAACUUCCCACUCAGAUCUGGUCAGCGACACUCAGUUUGAACGUGAUCACGAUGGUCUAUCGAAUAUACUCAGUGGAUGUGGAAGUUUGAUAGAUGAUCACUCCGAUUCAUUCUUACAAGCGACAUCAACCUCGUCACCUACUUUCUCAUUAUCUUCACCAUCUUCACCGAAUCAAGCUCAUCAGAGACAGUAUUCAUCAUGUUCUUUCUUACAUGAUCGAGCUCAACAAAUGAAGAUCAAUCAAUCCAGCUCUCGAUCGUCAAAUGGCAUAUCACCCAUCCAUUCGCCAAGGUCGGACGAAAAUACAAUAAAGAGCGUGGGGUUUAAACCUUCUCCGCCUCAACAGGUUCAAAUAUUACUCGAGCAAUCCCGAUUAUCCCUAAGUACCAGUAGCAGUAAAGGUCAGAGGAGGUUGAGUAUGAUAAGAGAAUUGGAGUAG